This is a messenger RNA of Acaulospora colombiana, 570 nucleotides long. The record is from the annotation of a GenBank genome assembly. NCBI's taxonomy places the organism in Eukaryota, Fungi, Glomeromycota, Glomeromycetes, Diversisporales, Acaulosporaceae.
AUGCUUCCACCGAAUUUUCAAAUCACGCUGUUUCCCGAUAAAAAGAUAGAGAAAUUUCGGGAUUCGGUGAUUCGUCAAAUAGAAGCAUUGGAACGUAGAUCGUUUCCGAAAAAUGAAGUUAUGGCGAUCAAAGAAGAAAUGUCCAAAAGAGUCAAUAAGUUAUUGAUCGCUUAUUAUGAAUUGGAGCAAAAGGAAAAAAUAGAGGGACCUGUGAAGCAUAAUGGUCAAAGGGAAUCAAGAAUUCAUCACGGUGAAGAAGCUGAAAUCAGAAUUAUAGCAUAUCUGAUAUAUUCUCAUGUCUCAUCAAAGACCUUACCGCUGACGAAAGUUUUAAAGUUGUGUGUUCAUCCGUCGUACCGGAGAAAUGGAUUAGGAAGAAUGUUGUUAGAAUGGGUUUUCGAAAAGACCGGCGUGCCCAAGAAGAGUAAAGCGAAUUUACACGUGGACAAAACGCGAGAAGGUGCCGUGAAUUUAUAUCAAAAGGUUGGAUUCAAGGUCGUGGAACAAGUGAUUGAUUAUUAUGAAGUUGGAAGAGAUGCGUUGUUGAUGGAAUAUGAAGAGUCAUUUUAG